Molecule: messenger RNA, 342 nt
Organism: Zingiber officinale
Lineage: Eukaryota; Viridiplantae; Streptophyta; Magnoliopsida; Zingiberales; Zingiberaceae
Product: chloride channel protein CLC-f-like
Exons: 2
Coding region: 91-327 (78 amino acids)
Cellular component (GO): chloroplast; Golgi apparatus
Source: RefSeq, a predicted model, not a curated record
UUGCAGAUUUGAUUAAAAAUCCAUAAUUUUAGCAAUCGUAGCAUGGAGGAAAGUCGUUGUUUCGGAUAGGUCGGCACUAUCAACAAUGAAAUGCUGCUAGAUGACCUUAAGGUUUCUUUAGCCAUGUCAAAGACCUAUGCUAAAGUUCAUACAACUACUAUACUAAAGGAUGCCAUUGUGCUUAUGCAUGACAAACAACAAACUUGUGUUCUUAUCAUUGAUCACGAAGACUUUCUUGAGGGUAUUCUUACACUUGGCGACAUUCGGAGGAAAGGGUUUGAAACAAGUGGAGAGCUUCCUGCCACACCCAGGCUUGUCAGGGGCUAAGAAGGCAGUGUGCCA